Molecule: messenger RNA, 1608 nt
Organism: Helianthus annuus (common sunflower)
Lineage: Eukaryota; Viridiplantae; Streptophyta; Magnoliopsida; Asterales; Asteraceae
Exons: 1
Coding region: 1-1608 (535 amino acids)
Molecular function (GO): zinc ion binding; nucleic acid binding
Source: RefSeq, a predicted model, not a curated record
AUGGCGGAUACGAAUGAGGACGAAGCGACACAACAAGAACAACUGAAAACUAUGAUUUCGGAAGAGGUUGGAAAGGCAAUCCAGGCCAAUAUUCCUCGAUUAGCCCAAGAAUUGGAAAGUCAUGUCUUAGAGGUGGUAGAAACGAUGAUGGCAAGUAAGAUGGACAAGUUGAAAGGGAAGAUUGAUGAAAUACAAGGAAAGAAGAGGGCUCGCAAAUGCACAUACAAGGAAUUUAUGGCGUGCAAUCCUUUACCCUAUAAAGGAGAGAUUGACCCUAUAGCAUGUCAAAGGUGGAUCGCAAGUAUGGAGGCGGUGUUUUUAAGGAGCCACUGUGAAAAGGAAAACCAAGUAAUGUUUGCCACCGGUUGUUUACAACUCCAAGCUAAAGACUGGUGGGAUGCUUAUAGUAAAGAAAUUGGUGAAGAUAGGGUUCAAGUCUUGACAUGGCAAGAGUUCAAGGAAACUUUCCUAAAGUACCAUUGUCCGCAAUCUGCCAUUGACAGGAUCCAAGAAGAUUUCUUACAUCUUCGACAGAAAGACGAAACCAUUGAUGAAAUAACCAACACUUUUCUUGACAAGCUGAAAUUCUGUAAAGAAAUAGCGGGAACGGAAAGAAUGAGGAUAAACCACUAUCAUGGUAUGUUGAAGGCCAAAUAUCAGGAGUUCAUAACUCCCGCUAAAUGUGAAACCUUGAACGAGCUCAUUAAUUUGGCCCGAGAUAGGGAGAUUGAACUAAGAAGACAAGCAGAAAGAGGUGAGAAAAGAGUGUCUGAGAAUGUUCCCAGCUCAAGCCCGUCAAAGAAACAGAAAUUUCAAGAUCAUAGCAAGAAGGAUAAGGCGAAAGGUAGCAUUCCGAAAUGCAAGACUUGUGGAAAGUUACACACGGGGGAGUGCUUGAAGGGGAAGAAGGGUUGUUACAAUUGUGGUCAAGGGGGACAUCCAUACUAUAGAUGUCCUAAUCCUACCAGAACGUGCUAUAACUGUUUCCAACCGGGUCAUAUUAAGGAUGAAUGUCCCAAGCUUCAACAGAAAACCAAUAAGGAAACAAGAAAGGAGGAAGCCCCAAGAGCUAAGGGGAGGAUGUUUCAGAUCUCGACUGAAGAAGCAAAGGACCACCCGAAUGUUGUGUCAGGUAUACUAUUAUUGAUCUUGAUGCCUACGUACGUGUUAUUUGAUACUAGAGCCAGUAGAUCGUUUGUGUCAAGUGAAUUAGUGUCACACCCCUCUUUUAGAAUCGAAAGAAUGCAUGUGCCACUAGAAGUAGAGAUAACAGAUAGUAAGAGUUAUUUGUUGCACAAAGUUUGUAGAGAUUGUGAAAUUGUCGUUGAAGAUGAGAAGUUUGCCAUUGACCUUAUUCCCAUGGUAUUGGGAGAAUUCAAGGUUGUAGUUGGCAUGGAUUGGCUAGCCAAACAUCAUGCCGAAAUUCAAUGCGAGAAAAAGGUAAUCCAUGUGUUAACACCAGGAGGAAAACGAGUGAGUAUACAAGGGGAAAGGAUUGUUAAUUCGAAGCUUUGUUCCAUAGUCCAAGCAUUCAAGUAUGUGCGAAAUGGAAGUAAUGCAUUUCUAACUUACGUGAUAGAUACUAACCAGAAUACCCCCAAGAUAUAG